This is a messenger RNA of Eptesicus fuscus (big brown bat), 2022 nucleotides long. It is a transcript of the gene PPM1L, whose product is annotated as protein phosphatase, Mg2+/Mn2+ dependent 1L. The record is from RefSeq and is a predicted model, not a curated record. Gene Ontology annotation, biological process: protein dephosphorylation; positive regulation of canonical NF-kappaB signal transduction; positive regulation of canonical Wnt signaling pathway. NCBI's taxonomy places the organism in Eukaryota, Metazoa, Chordata, Mammalia, Chiroptera, Vespertilionidae. The transcript has 4 exons. Gene Ontology annotation, molecular function: cation binding; protein serine/threonine phosphatase activity. Bases 306 to 1388 code for a protein of 360 amino acids. Gene Ontology annotation, cellular component: nucleus; cytosol.
GGCCGCCGCCGCCUCACAAAGGCGCGCAGGGAGGGGAGGCGGCGCGGGCGGCGAGCACUGGCGUCCGUGCGCUAGGCGCGGGCCGCCGGGUCGCCGAGGCCGGGAGACAAAAGGGAAACUGCCUCUGUUGGCGGUGCCUGGUCGGAGUAGGGUGCCUCCUGCCUGGCUCCGCGGUCCUCCUCCUCCCCCCCGCCAUCGGCUGCUGCUCCGCCUCCCUCCCGGCGGACCGUCCCCGCAGUGCUCUGGGACCCGCCAGCCUUCGGGGCGCGCGUCGCUGCUGGUGGUUCGGGCUCUAGCGAUAAUAAAUGAUAGAGGAUACAAUGACUUUGCUGUCUCUGCUGGGUCGCAUCAUGCGCUACUUCUUGCUGAGACCCGAGACGCUCUUCCUGCUGUGCAUCAGCUUGGCGCUGUGGAGUUACUUCUUCCACACGGACGAGGUGAAGACCAUCGUCAAGUCCAGCCGGGACGCCGUGAAGAUGGUGAAGGGCAAGGUCGCAGAGAUCAUGCAGAACGAUCGGCUCGGGGGGCUCGACGUCUUGGAGGCCGAGUUUUCCAAGACCUGGGAGUUCAAGAGCCACAAUGUGGCGGUGUAUUCCAUCCAGGGCCGGAGAGACCACAUGGAGGACCGAUUCGAAGUUCUGACGGACCUAGCCAACAAGACGCACCCGUCCAUCUUCGGGAUCUUCGACGGGCACGGGGGCGAGACUGCAGCUGAAUAUGUAAAAUCUCGACUCCCAGAGGCCCUUAAACAGCAUCUACAGGACUACGAGAAAGACAAAGAAAAUAGUGUUUUGUCCUACCAGACCAUCCUAGAACAACAGAUUCUGUCGAUUGACCGAGAAAUGCUAGAAAAAUUGACUGUAUCCUAUGAUGAAGCAGGUACCACGUGCUUGAUUGCUCUACUCUCAGAUAAAGACCUCACCGUGGCCAACGUGGGUGACUCCCGAGGGGUCCUAUGUGACAAGGACGGGAACGCCAUUCCCUUGUCUCAUGACCACAAGCCUUACCAACUGAAGGAAAGAAAGAGGAUCAAGAGAGCUGGUGGUUUCAUCAGUUUCAAUGGCUCCUGGAGGGUCCAGGGCAUCCUGGCCAUGUCUCGAUCCCUGGGGGAUUAUCCGCUGAAAAAUCUCAACGUGGUCAUCCCAGACCCAGACAUCCUGACCUUCGACCUGGACAAGCUCCAGCCCGAGUUCAUGAUCUUGGCAUCGGAUGGCCUCUGGGAUGCUUUCAGCAAUGAAGAAGCUGUUCGGUUCAUCAAGGAGCGCUUGGAUGAACCUCACUUUGGGGCCAAGAGCAUAGUUUUACAGUCGUUUUACAGAGGCUGCCCUGACAAUAUAACAGUCAUGGUGGUGAAGUUCAGGAAUAGCAGCAAAACAGAAGAGCAGUGAACCCUUCGGGGCUCCGCUGCCGCAGACUAAAGGACUUUCAACACACUGGUCUCUUUUAAUGUCGUGAAGCUGUGCAAGUUACAGUUAGGAUCCCCCAUCCCAGACGUGGGAUGCCCCCUCCCUGGCGGUCUUAGGUCUGUAUCCAGUGACGAUGAAAAGAGGGCCGAUGUUGAGAGGCUGCAAGAUUGUUUUUUCAUGUUUCCCAAUCCUUUCAUCCAACAUUCAAAAUGUACAAAUAUCUAGUCGUAGAGUCACAUGUAUGAAGUGAAUGGCGUAUGUGCCAUGUGUUCUCCCUUUUAAGGUUCUUUUCAAGAUUUCAAGAUCCCUUACAGGGCCCUCCAGGCAUCAGACUUUGGAGCAGUGAGCAGGGCAGGCUGCCCAGAGCUGCAGGAGAUAGGCCCCAGUGUCCCCUGCGCGUCAGGGUGGCAGUUCUCUUACUGAGGGCAGGGCUGCCCUGAGAAGGCUUUGCCCUCCUGAGCCCAGGCUUUCCACUCCACAGAAACCGAUUUGGAGUGGUUUGCUGUUCUGUGGCUGCUCUUGGAAACGGAGGGAAGAAGGGAGGCUGCAGCGGCUACACAGCAGAAGUAACCUUUUCCCUCCUCCCUUUAUUUCUUAAAUAGACUUGUAUACCAUC